GCGCAACUUUCUUCCUUCCUUUUCGACAUUCGACCGAGAGAGACAAGAUGGGCCAUCAACAGCUCUAUUGGAGUCACCCCAGAAAAUUCGGCCAGGGUUCACGAUCCUGCCGGGUAUGCUCGAACAGACACGGUUUGAUCCGUAAAUAUGGUCUGAACAUGUGCCGUCAGUGCUUCAGGCAGUACGCGAAAGACAUCGGCUUUGUGAAGCUGGAUUAAGUGCGUUGAGAUGUCGAGGCUUCGAUGUCGAGUGGGCUAUUCGACUCGAGCAGUUUCCCGCAAACUUCAAUGGAUAUGGGAUGAUGAGGCAUUGAAAUAAACGUUUUUCUUUUGUCCAAA
Hypomesus transpacificus is the source of this 338-nucleotide messenger RNA. It is a transcript of the gene rps29, whose product is annotated as ribosomal protein S29. The record is from RefSeq and is a predicted model, not a curated record. Gene Ontology annotation, biological process: translation. Gene Ontology annotation, cellular component: cytosolic small ribosomal subunit; ribosome. Gene Ontology annotation, molecular function: structural constituent of ribosome; zinc ion binding. Lineage: Eukaryota; Metazoa; Chordata; Actinopteri; Osmeriformes; Osmeridae. The coding region runs from base 48 to 218 and encodes 56 amino acids. The transcript has 3 exons.